AUGUUGCAGAGUGGAGUGGAAGGAAAAAGGUGGUGGGAUUACGGUGUGGGAACCACAGGAACGGGAUCCUCCUUGGCUUGGAAGAGCUUGGCCGCGGUACCAGAUCCGCGCAUGCUUCAGCAACGAGGCAGUUCUGUAACGACACCACCCGCGACGUCAUCCACCAACAUGUUCCCCCAGCAAUAUUGCCUACGAUGGAAAUACCAUCACAGCAACUUGCAGACCAUGUUCUCACAGCUGCUCGAGCGGCAAGCUUAUUGCGACGUUACUCUGGCCUGCGAGGGCAAGACUCUCAGAGCGCACAAGAACGCCACUUGGAAUAUUCCGUAUGUUCUUAAUUAUUAUGUUGAUUCGGAUUUGCUGGAAAUAUACAAACAUCGGCGAUCUACUCGCGAGUAAAAUAUCUGCAUGUGUCAGGGAAUUGAACUCAGCUUCCGCUGGCCGAGAGUUGACAUUAGAACUAUCGAUAACUAAA
Messenger RNA from Heterotrigona itama, 475 nucleotides. NCBI's taxonomy places the organism in Eukaryota, Metazoa, Arthropoda, Insecta, Hymenoptera, Apidae. The record is from the annotation of a GenBank genome assembly.